Molecule: messenger RNA, 5704 nt
Organism: Arvicanthis niloticus (Nile rat)
Lineage: Eukaryota; Metazoa; Chordata; Mammalia; Rodentia; Muridae
Gene: Usp48
Product: ubiquitin specific peptidase 48
Biological process (GO): protein deubiquitination
Cellular component (GO): nucleus; cytosol
Molecular function (GO): cysteine-type deubiquitinase activity; cysteine-type endopeptidase activity; protein binding
Source: RefSeq, a predicted model, not a curated record
AACGUCCGCAGGCGCGGGGACUGUCGGGUAUCAACCGGGGCGCUUUGCGGCUGGUCGUGCGAGCUGGGCGCGGGCGGUCGCGGCGGCUGUGGCGCGCGCAGGUGAUUGACUUGUCUGUCUGAGGGGAGCGCUUGGUUCUUUCGGCUGGCAGGUGCCGGUGCCCGUUCGGGCGGAGACGGAGGCGGCGUCGGAGGCCACCCGGAUCUUCGAGUGCUAUUUCGGUCAACACCAUGGCUCCGCGGCUGCAGCUGGAGAAGGCGGCCUGGCGCUGGGCGGAGACCGUACGGCCCGAGGAGGUGUCGCAGGAACACAUUGAGACCGCCUAUCGCAUCUGGCUGGAGCCUUGUAUCCGAGGCGUGUGCAGAAGAAACUGCAGAGGAAAUCCGAAUUGCUUGGUUGGGAUUGGCGAGCACAUUUGGUUAGGAGAGAUAGAUGAGAAUAGUUUUCAUAGCAUUGACGAUCCCAACUGUGAGAGGAGGAAAAAGAAUUCGUUUGUGGGCCUGACUAACCUGGGAGCCACCUGUUACGUCAACACCUUUCUCCAGGUGUGGUUUCUCAACUUGGAGCUGCGGCAGGCCCUCUACUUGUGCCCAAGCACCUGCAGUGACUACACGAAGGGAGACGGGAUCCGCGGAGGGAAAGAUUAUGAGCCUCAGACAAUUUGUGAGCAUCUUCAGUACUUGUUUGCUUUGUUGCAAAACAGUAACAGACGAUACAUUGAUCCUUCAGGAUUUGUUAAAGCCUUGGGCUUGGAUACUGGGCAGCAGCAGGAUGCACAAGAGUUUUCUAAGCUCUUUAUGUCACUGUUGGAAGACACUUUGUCUAAACAGAAGAACCCGGAUGUUCGGAACGUGGUGCAGCAGCAGUUCUGUGGGGAGUACGCCUACGUGACUGUGUGCAAUCAGUGUGGCCGAGAGUCUAAGCUCGUAUCGAAGUUCUAUGAACUGGAGCUGAACAUCCAAGGACACAAGCAGUUAACUGACUGCAUCUCCGAGUUCCUGAAGGAAGAAAGAUUAGAAGGAGACAAUCGAUACUUCUGUGAAAACUGUCAAAGCAAACAGAAUGCUACACGGAAAAUCCGACUUCUGAGCCUUCCUUGCACUCUGAACUUGCAGCUGAUGCGCUUUGUGUUUGACAGGCAAACUGGACACAAGAAGAAGCUCAAUGCUUAUAUUGGCUUCUCGGAGAGUCUAGAUAUGGAGCCUUAUGUGGAGCACAAAGGUGGGUCCUUCGUGUAUGAACUCAGCGCCGUCCUCAUCCACAGAGGAGUCAGUGCCUAUUCCGGCCAUUACAUCGCCCACGUGAAAGACCCUCAGUCUGGAGAGUGGUACAAGUUCAAUGAUGAGGACAUAGAGAAAAUGGAGGGGAAGAAGCUACAGCUAGGGAUUGAGGAAGAUCUAGCAGAACCUUCUAAAUCCCAGACUCGUAAACCCAAGUGUGGCAAAGGAACUCAUUGCUCUCGAAAUGCAUACAUGUUGGUUUAUAGACUGCAAACCCAGGAAAAGAACCACACAAUGGUUCAAGUCCCAGCCUUUCUUCAAGAGCUGGUAGAUCGGGAUAAUUCCAGAUUUGAAGAGUGGUGUGUUGAAAUGGCCGAAAUGCGCAGGCAGAGUGUGGACAAAGGCAAAGCGAAGCACGAGGAGGUGAAGGAGCUGUACCAAAGGUUGCCUGCUGGAGCUGAGCCCUAUGAGUUUGUCUCUCUUGAAUGGCUGCAGAAGUGGUUGGAUGAAUCAACACCCACCAAACCGAUUGAUAAUAAUGCUUGCCUGUGUUCCCAUGACAAGCUUCACCCAGAUAAAAUAUCAAUUAUGAAGAGAAUAUCGGAGUAUGCGGCUGAUGUUUUCUACAGUCGGUAUGGAGGAGGUCCCAGACUUACUGUGAAAGCCCUUUGUAAGGACUGCGUUGUGGAGCGCUGUCGCAUACUGCGCCUGAAGAAUCAACUGAAUGAAGACUACAAAACUGUCAACAAUUUGCUGAAAGCAGCAAUGAAGGGCACUGAUGGAUUUUGGGUAGGAAAGUCUUCCUUGCGUAGCUGGCGCCAGCUUGCUCUUGAACAGCUAGAUGAGCAAGAUGGUGAGGCGGAGCAAAGCAACGGGAAGAUGAACGGGAGCCCCUUCAAUAAAGAUGAAUCAAAGGAAGAAAAGAAAGAAGAGGAGGAGGAAUUAAAUUUUAAUGAAGACAUUCUGUGUCCACAUGGGGAGUUAAGCAUAUCUGAAAAUGAAAGAAGGCUUGUUUCUCAAGAGGCUUGGCGCAAACUGCAGCAGUAUUUCCCAAAGGCUCCUGAGUUCCCAAGUUACAAAGAGUGCUGCUCACAGUGCAAGAUACUAGAACGAGAAGGUGAAGAAAAUGAAGCCUUGCAUAAAAUGAUCGCAAAUGAGCAGAAGACCUCACUUCCAAACUUGUUCCAGGACAAAAACAGACCGUGUCUCAGUAACUGGCCAGAGGACACGGACGCUCUCUAUAUUGUGUCGCACUUCUUUUUAGAUGAAUGGCGGAAAUUUGUUAGAAAGCCUGCAAGAUCUACUCCUGUGUCAUCAAUUGGGAAUGCUGCCCUUCUGUGUCCACAUGGAGGACUCAUGUUUACAUUUCCUUCCCUCACCAAAGAAGACUCAAAACUUAUAGCUCUCAUAUGGCCCAGCGAAUGGCAAAUGAUUCAAAAGCUCUUUGUUGUGGAUAAAGUGAUUAAAAUCACCAGAGUCGAAGUGGGAGACGUAAGCCCUUCUCAAACACAGUAUAUUUCUGAGCCCAAUCUCUGUCCAGAUUGCAGAGAAGGUCUGCUGUGCCAGCAGCAGAGGGACCUUCGGGAGUAUACCCAAGCCACCAUCUAUGUCCAUAAAGUUGUGGACAACAAAAAGGUGAUGAAAGAUUCUGCUCCAGAGUUGAAUGUGAGUAGUUCUGAGACGGAAGAAGACAAGGAGGAAGCUAAGCCAGAUGGAGAGAAAGAUCCUGACUUUAAUCAAAGCAAUGUAAGUACCAAGCGACAAAAGACAUCCCAACAGGGCUAUGUGGCCUACCAGAAGCAGGUCAUCCGGAGGAGCACUCGGCACAGGAAGGUUCGGGGAGAGAAGGCGCUGCUGGUAUCUGCUAACCAGACAUUAAAAGAAUUGAAGAUUCAGAUCAUGCAUGCAUUUUCAGUCGCUCCAUUUGACCAGAAUUUGUCAAUUGAUGGAAAGAUUUUAAAUGAUGACUGUGCCACCCUUGGUACCCUCGGCGUCAUUCCUGAAUCUGUCAUUUUAUUAAAGGCUGAUGAACCAAUUGCAGACUAUGCUGCAAUGGAUGAUGUCAUGCAAGUUUGUAUGCCGGAAGAGGGCUUUAAAGGUACGGGCCUGCUUGGACAUUAAUCUUUGACCAUUUGCUGACUGCCAAGGAAUGACCAGAAAGGAAGACAAACUUGACAUGUUAGGGCAUUAAAACGUGGAUUUAAGAAUUAAACUCUUACCUGGCUCUUCCAGAAGGCAAAAAUCCAUUCAAAAGAGACUGUCCCAAUUGCCUUAUGUCAAAUAAAGCAGAUUGCACUGAUGGACAUCAGACUUGAAGGAGAUGUUUUAGAUUUUCUAUUUAAGGUGGGAGGGCGAGUGAGGACUGAGCAGGCAGAGUAGCAGUAAGACUAAAUUAUGUUUACACAGGAGGGAAUAAAGUCCCAGUCAGUUUCAUAUAGAUGCCCUGGUCACAGUACGUGGGCUAGCAUCCUGCUCCAAAUACCAGGUGACUGUCUAGAGACACAACUUGCUAACCCAACCUGUCUUUGACCUAUAUUCAUCUUUCACUAAAGCAUUAAAGUGAAGGACUUGCCAACAAGGAAUGUGUCUUCAGAGUACCGCCGCUACAGGACAGCCACAGCCCUGCCAUCUGCUCACUGUCUGUCGGUGCUGGGUAGAAGGCACCCACCGGUGUGCUUUCCUUGUCAAGCCAGGGACUGUCUGUUUUUCUCCAUCAUUCCAGAGGUGAUGGGAAAUGUUCAGUGUAUGGUGGCAGCAAAGAAAGUACCCCUGAUCAUUUGAGACGCCGGAUGGAAGAGUGGAACAUUUGACUGAAGCUCUGCAGGACAACAUGGAGGUUUUUAUAGACAACCCUCCUGUUCUCCAGUUCCUUCCGCUCUCCUUGGAUCUCACUUCUUUCUGAAAACCAUUCUUCUGAUAGGAGGGACAAGACUUAUACAGGGUGUGCUAUCUCACCAGCUCAGGAUCACUGGAUGCUAGUCUAAGCAGCAUCCGUGUCUGCAGGAACAGAAAGGUUUAGUGGAGCAUGGGGCUGGUCUGGGCAGCAGGUCUGCAUUUUCUCUGUUGAGUGGUUGUUGGUAUGUGUUUGUGGCCCAGUUGCUGACAGAUUUUUUUCUUACUUUUUUCUUUUUAAGCCUCUAGUUUGUUUUAAAACUUUAACUGAUGUAUACAAGCUGAUCUCAACAUUAGCAGCAUCUUUUGAUAGCUUUCUGCCAGUGCUUAUGGCUGCUGGGUAGAAGUCCCGCUGUGGUAUUUAUGUUUUCAAUGAAGAGUGUUCUAGAGAUGGUGAAAAGUGCAGGCAGAGCCAGGCGAGCUGCACACCUUCCUGGAAGCCUACUCAAGGAACUCCUGCCGUCGGGAAUACAGGGACUCAUGGGACCAAGCCUCACUCACCAAGAGCCCUCUCUUUCCCAAGGCCAAGACAAUUGAAAGGCAACCAAAUAUUUGACAAAUGUCCUUUACUGUCCUUACAAAGAAACCUGGAGCUCGUGGCUGUGUGACAAAAGCGUUGGCAGAACCUCAGCACCCUAAAAGGUGGUGGGGACAAAUAGCAAGAAGAAGCUGUUCCCCCCUUUUCCUGAGAUUGGAUGUGCACAAGCUAGAAGUUAGCACUGUGAGGUUGGCUGCAUAGGCAUCCUUUGCUUCCUUUACAGAAUGUUACCAAGGAAAUAGCCAUUCAUUCCUGUCAGGCAAAUGCAGGUGGGGCAGACCCUAUGUCAGCCAGCUGAAGUGUGGCUCAAUGAUGGUACCACCACUGCAGAGCCUCAUUGGAAUGUCAGCUUGGACCUGGAACCCACUGAAGAAGGCUACUCCCACUCCCAAGCUUGGGGUUCCUGGACUCCGCUUCCUCACAGCUUGAAGCAGACAAAUUUCAAAGAAUACACACUUGGACUUAACAGCUGCCAUGUUCCUGCUUACUAAUUCAUGCUGUCUGGUUGUCUACUGAGCUGGGAUAGCCUUACAGCACAGGCUAGCUAUUUUGCUGGGUUCUAAAGCUACAUUCAGAAACUGCAUUAAACCAGAUUAUGAAUCUCCAGGCUUCUUUAUGUUUCCUUUUUUUUUCCCCAGGCAGGGUCUCCUGUAACCCAGGCUAGCCUUGGACUCACUAAGUAAUCAGGAUAACCUUAACUGAUCUUCCUACUUCCUCCUCCCAGGUGCUGGGAUUGCAGGCAUGUGGCUACUGUGACAGGUUUCCUGUGCUGUGCCGAGCCCCGGGCUACGUGCACACUAGACAUGCAUUCUGCAUAUUGAUCUACAUCCCCAGCUCUACCCGUAUAGAUUUCUAAUCAUUCUUUAAUCCCAAGCAAAUGUGUAGAGUCUCCUGUGCUGAAAUGGUUUUUGCCAUUGCCAGACAUGUAGGCUAUCAUUUGAUGUCUUUAUUCCCUGAGAGGAAACCUGUUUUCUGUAUUUAUGAACUUUAUUACUGAGAAUCACUGUUAACCUUUCUGCCAAAUUAAAGACACCUGUGUCUCUGUUUCCAUGGA